Molecule: messenger RNA, 3827 nt
Organism: Triticum dicoccoides
Lineage: Eukaryota; Viridiplantae; Streptophyta; Magnoliopsida; Poales; Poaceae
Product: nucleolar protein dao-5-like
Exons: 6
Coding region: 1303-3345 (680 amino acids)
Biological process (GO): mitochondrion organization
Cellular component (GO): membrane; mitochondrion
Source: RefSeq, a predicted model, not a curated record
AGUUUCACAAAUUUACAUAUGAUGCAUGAAUGCUCACUGAAGCAACUAUUUACAAGAAAUACUCUAGGGCUAUGAUAGUCAUGUAAAAUAAUACACCUUACUCUUGUAGCUUUGAAUAGCAUGGAAACUAUAUAAGAAGAACAGUGAUUUAUCAGUAGAAAAAAGUUGGCAAUGCUCCUAGAAUGUAUUUGUCCCCAUUGCAACACACGUGCAUUUUUUUUUUGCAUGGGUAAAAUGAGUUUUAUUGCAAGUUCAUAUAGUUACAUUGAAGAGGUCACAAGUCCUCAAUACAAGGUGAAACCGAGCCGAGCCACACAACAGUAGCUCGCUCAGACCGGCUAGAAUUGGCCAACCGGUCGGCAACUCUAUUUUGAGUAUGACUAAUUUUCUGAAGAAAAAACUCCCCACUACCAAAAAGAUCCUUAAUCUCAGUAACUAAUUGGCCAUACGCCGAACGAACCAAGGCUUCAUUUGACAAACUUGACGAAAUAAAGAUUAUGGAAAAUAUGCCUGGUGAAGAAGAAAACUGAAAGUCUGUUCACUAGAGAGAUGUGAGAGACAUCAAGCGGUCAACUUGCUAAGCUAUCAACAAAAAAUUGAAAAAUUUGCAAUCAAAGAGAGAUGUGAGACAUGUUACAGAAAACCAAAAGGUCACCUUGUUUGAACUAUGGCCUCAUAUAUGGUUUGCCCGGCUUCGGCGAGGGAGGGGCGAUGACAGCGGCAUGCCUUCGGCCCGCUUCAGUGCAUGUAGUCGUCGCUAGGUGGUCUAUGGAUCUGGAUGUAAUUUUUAUUAUUUUUAGUGAUCGUUGUACUACCAUAAUUGAAGAUGAAUAGAUUGAAGGUUUUUCGAAAAAAAAUAAAAAAAAUGGUCUCCAAAUGAACAAUGAUUAUCCCCAUGUUAGUGAAAAAAAUGUCUAUUUCAUUAGUAGAAGGCCGGUGUUUCUUCCAGUGCGAUAAGAUUUGCUCUGUGCAACGCACGGACGGUGUUUAGCCGGUAGAUUCUUAUACGCGAGAAAACCAUUCCAUUGCUAGUACACAACAGCUCCAACAAUCUGUAUUACCACGUGGCAGCUUCCUAUACGCGAGAAAACAUGCCACACAGAUGGCCACGCGCAUUCCCUGCACAGGGCAUCGUGACCCAGCCAAAUCAACGUGAUCGUGAUGGCGUGAUGACCAGUCCACGGGGGCUCUCAAAUCAAAUCAAAAACAGAAAAAGGAAGCAAGAGAGCCGCUGGGGCUGUGGGGAGGGCGUCUCGCGGCGUGGCGGAGCGCGUCCCCGCCGCACGCCGCCUGUUCGACGAAAUGCCUCCGCGGCGAGACGGCGCGCCGACGCCGACCUCCUCGCCACCGCCGAGCCCCGGCGGCACGCCCUCCGCUUCCAAGGGCGCGACUCCCCCACCCUCGUCUCCGCACCCCGCCUCCAAGGGCCCGUCCGCUCCGGGUGGCACCGGCACCGACGAUGAGGCCGCUGCUACCCCUCCCUCAUCUCCGCGCUGCGGCGGAAGCCCCCCCGUCGCCUCGAGAUCCCCAGCAUCGUUCUCCUUCCCCGCCUCUCCACGGGUGCACUGCGGCGGCCGCGGAAGCCCCCCCACGGCCUCGCCAUCCCCAACACCAGCUUCCUCUCCAGGGGUUGGCGUCUCCCUUGUAGAGCUGGUGGCGACCGGCGACGGCAAGCCUGCGGCGGGCGCGCACGAGGAGGAAGGGGAGGUGGAGAAGGCGAUGGAAGACCCCGUCAAGACGACCGCGCGCUCUGACCCGGAGAAGCAGCUCUCAUCUGCUCCGGGUGGUACCGGCACUGGCGACGCCACCGCCGCUACUCCACCCUCAUCUCUGCGCUGCUGCGGAAUCCCCUCCGCCGCCUCGACGCCCCCCGCAUCAGCCUCCCGACCUACCUCUCCACGGGUUCACUGCGGCGGAAGCACCCCCAUGACCAUCAGUUCUGACGCCGUCUCUGAGUCGGGAAAACAGAGCCUGCACGAGGUGGACCUUGAUCCGACGGAUAGGAAGCCGAGCCAGCAUAAGCUUGCAGAAGAGGCGGAGGAGGUGGAGCAACGGGAGAAUGUUGCGACGCAGAGAGGAAAACAACUUGAGGAGCGGGAGACACUCUUGAGGCAGACGCAUUACGCUGUUCCGCAAGGUCAUGCAGGAGUGAGCAACUGGGUGGAGAAGGAGGAGGAGGAGGAGAAGAGGAAGAGGAAGGGGAAAGAGAAGGAGGAUGAGGGUGAGGAGAAUGAGCAGGAGCAGGGGAAGGGAGAACAUAAUCAUAGCUGUCCUGGGUCUGGAUUAUUUCCUUGGACUGCAGAGCUACCCAGGGACGAUGCAUUGGCAGCACUGAAGCAACAACUGCUUAUGCCCCAACAGUCAAAAUUAAUGCCCACUCCGUCGGAUACGCCCAAUGCAGCAACAGCUGAGAUUACGGCAAUGACCAUGAGGACUUCCACACCCAAGGCCAAGGUAUACCAGUUUGAGACUCGUUUUAUGGCUCCCAGCCUUGAUCAGAGUACUUCUGAAAUCAACGAUCUUGAGAUGGUGAAAGUUGGCCUCCUUGUUCUUACAAGAUUGAGCGAGAACUUGCACGAGAGGAGGUUAUAUUCAACCAUUCAUGAAGUACUGAAAGCUGCAGUUGCUACAUACAAUACCAAUCAGCUUAUGACAGAGCGAGAUCGUGUGAGGUGGGAGAUCAGAAAGAUACUGACAGAUCAGACACAGAACCUUGGAAUUGCCAUUGAUGACGUCUCCAUUGUAAGCCUGAGCUUUGAAAAGGUGUUUACUCAGGACAUUCAAGAGAAAGAGGUGACUACACAAGAAGACAGGCAAGGUAACAGGACUACACAAGAAGCUGGGCAAGAUAACAGGAGUGCAAUGAUCAGGUCACAGGACGACGACCAGAUCUGGAACAAGAGGCAGAUUGGUUAUAUUUUUGAUCUAGGUACUGCGCUGGGCAUUAUAUUUUUGAUUCGACCCUGGUUGCCUAGUAGCUAUGACCGAUGGAUAAUGGCUGCAUUUGCUGCCGUUUGGGGGGCGGGCAGUGUGGGCUUGCCCAUUGGAAUGUUUGGCACCUCCAGGGUUGAAAAAAAUUGCAGUCGGCAUGUAGGGCGAUUCAUCUCUCUUUCCUUCUCACUGCUUGUCAUCUAUGCAAUCUACAUCCUGACACUAAAUGUCGCCGGCACUCCACCAACCCCAUCUGUGUCGUCAUUUGGAAUCACCAACGGUGAUGGUGAUGGUGAUGCUGACUGGUGGACAACUGCUGGCUUCAUUGUGAUUGCGGCUCUAGUGUCAUUUGGGCACCUAUGGUCCUGGAUAAGAGGGUGUUGUACAGGUGGUGACAGGGACAUGUUGCCUUAGAAUGUUGACAACAGUCUGGUGUAACCCUGGCCAUGUCAGCUCUCUUUUUCCGAGCCCUGAGACGGGAAAGCAAGAAGAGUUUGUCUCGUCUACGGUAUUGAAAUGCUCGCUGGUUAUGCUAUAUCGCUGUGAUGAUCAAUGUAGAUUUUUGCCUUUGCUGCUGUUUGGCUGGUACAGGAAUACGGAUAUGCCGAGUUGCUGACACAAGCUCUCCAGGUCUGUUGGGGCCUUUGUAUAUGCGGUGCUUAUGCUGUUGAAGUGUUGAUACUCAUAGAAUAGAAUAGAAUAGAAUAGAAUAGAAUAGAAUGUUUUUUUGGAAAGAGUAGAAGGGUUUCUGUGCAGUGUUUGAAUGCGUGAUGAGAGGUCGUUGGUGUGUUGUUUUGGAUCUCGGCCACUCAGUGUGAUGUUGGGAGUAUGAUUUUCGCCGUAUGUUGCGUGAAAUUGGUUUUGCAUUUUAAUCCCCUGUAUAUUCCGUGCUUUCA